UCAUUCUCCCAUGUAGCCUACCUCUCAUGAAGACAGAACGCUGCAUCUUAACCAGACUGUUGAUGAUUUGUUUAAACCACCUUGAAAUAUUGGCAUAUACUGACCGGAUGAGUCACUUCUGAAAGAGACUGUGACCGGGGCUGCCGGCGGACACAGGACAGCUCUUGUUUCCGUCACAUCACAUACAGAGAACUCGCCGCAACACGAGAUCAACAAAACCCGAGAGCUCUUCAUCAUCAUCAUGUCGGUACCGGAGCCGGCGCGCGAGGCAGCAUCAACUCUUCAAUUAUGCAGGAUCAUGGGGCCAAAUGAUGCCAACAUUGUGGGCAACGUUCACGGUGGCAUCAUCCUCAAGAUGAUUGAAGAAGCAGGAUGUAUUGUGAGCACAAGACACUGCAACACACAGAACGGGGACCGCUGUUUGGCAGUUCUGGUUCGUGUGGAGAAGACAGAGUUCCUGUCCCCUGUGUUCAUUGGAGAGGUCACCCAUGUCACUGCUGAGAUCACUUACACCUCUAAGCACUCACUGGAGGUGCAGGUCAAAGUGAUGGCCGAGAACAUCCUCACAGGUGCUCUGAAGCUGGCCAACAAGGCAGCCCUGUGGUACGUCCCCUGCUCUCUACAGAAUGUCGAGAAGAUUCUGGAAGUUCCGCCCAUCAAGUACACUAGUGCAGAGCAAGAAAAGGAGGGCAGAACGCGCUACGAUGCUCAGAAGUUGGAGAGACUGGAGACCAAAGCAAGGAUCGAAGAGGUGGUGCCACUUCUACCUAACCCAGAGGAUCGACCAAAAGAAAAACACACAGUCUGCUUCAGUCAGUCCAGUCUGAUCCAUUUGGUUGGCCCCUCUGACUGCACACUACACGACUAUGUUCAAGGCGGUGUGACCAUGAAGCUGAUGGACGAGGUUGCAGGCAUUGUUGCCGCUCGUCACUGCAAUACCAACAUUGUCACUGCCUCCGUGGAUGCCAUCAACUUCCAUCGCAAGAUCAAGAAAGGCUGUGUGCUGACGGUGACAGGGCGGCUCACGUUUGUGAGCAAUAAAUCGAUGGAAAUCGAAGUGUUUGUGGAUGCAGCUUCAUUGGUAGAGGCAGAGAAAGGAAGGUACCGUGCAGUCUCAGCCUACUUCACCUUCAUCUCUCUGGACAAGUACAACAGACCUCUGCCUGUUACUCCUCUAAAGGUUGACGGAGAGGAGGAGCAGAGACGUGAAGAGGAGGGUAAAGCGCGUUACCUCCAGAGAAAAGCUAAGAGGCUGGCAGAGAAGGAGCGCCAAAUGGCUUCUGCUGCUAACCAAAGUGAAACCCCUGCACCGACAGUAUAACCCAACCUACACAUACAGUAUACAACCCCAUUUAAAAAUACCUUUUUAAGUAAUUGUAGCGUCCAUUCAAACCUUAACCUAUGACAAUAACUUAUUUGAAGAACACACCAAAGUGUCUACAUUUAUCUGAAUAUGUAUGUCAAAGUAAGAGUACGUAUUUUAUUUUUGGGAGAUUUCUAAUAUUGUUUGAAGAAUAACACCGUCAGUGCAAGUGACAUUUCUUUAUUGUUUUAUGAAUAUUUUUAAAUAUGAAGACUUUAUGAUAAGUGUCAAUGCCAAGUGUAAGGUUGAGUGCAAAAAAGUUAUGAAUAAGUGAGUGAAUAUUAAUGAAUAAAAAACAAUUCAAAGUGUGA
Molecule: messenger RNA, 1674 nt
Organism: Labrus mixtus (cuckoo wrasse)
Lineage: Eukaryota; Metazoa; Chordata; Actinopteri; Labriformes; Labridae
Gene: acot7
Product: acyl-CoA thioesterase 7
Exons: 11
Coding region: 242-1321 (359 amino acids)
Biological process (GO): acyl-CoA metabolic process; palmitic acid biosynthetic process
Cellular component (GO): extracellular exosome; cytosol; nucleoplasm
Molecular function (GO): long-chain fatty acyl-CoA binding
Source: RefSeq, a predicted model, not a curated record